CCGCCUCUCGCUCGCGCCUCUCGCGCUCCGCUGGCGGCCGCGGCAGCGCACGCGGCGACGCGGCUGCCAGCGUCGUCGCCGCCCCGCAGACGCGCGCCGAGGCCCUCGACGCCGGCAUCGAGACCGAGGAGCGCGCCGAGCGCUUCGCCGUCGGGCCCAAGGCGCAGCGCCUCUACGAGGAGGCGUAUGCGCUCUACUCGCGCGCCGCUGCGCUCGACGCCUCGUCGGCCGUGGCGCACUACAACGCGGCGCGCGUGCUCUACGUGCUCGCCGCCUCGUUCUACCUCGCCGCCGGCCACGGCAGCAGACGAGAGCAUGGAGGAGGACGAGGGCGCCGAGCAAGAGGCAUGGACCGAGUCGCCCGUGACGCCCGCAAGCACCCUCGAGACGUUCCUGGCGCUGCACGCCUGCGGCCUCUCGAUGCUCUCGCGCGCCACGGCCACCGGGAGCGCACAGACGCCGAGCCUCGACGCAGCGCUGCUCGUGAUCAACAGCGCCCUGAGCCGCGCCGACGAGCUCGUGGCGACGUGCGAGAACGCGGCCGAGCUGUCCGACGAGGGCGAGUGGCUCGUGGCGCUCGGCGACCUGGCGCAGGCCAAGCGCACCGGUGCGGCAGCCGAGGCGUCGCGGCGUGCUGAGCUGGCCGCCGCAGCUGCCCAGAGCUGGCCCUCAGAGGCGGAGGAGCCGGCGCUGCGAGCGCUCGAGACGCAAGUGCUCGACGCCGCCACCCAGCUCCUCACCACCGAGGAGCGCGCCGAGACGCGCAUUCAGAGGCUGUGUGACAUCGGCGACCUGGCCGUGCAGCUUGCCGUCAUUCGCGCGCAGCACACGUCGAGCGCCCGCGCCUGGGAGCUGGCGUCUGCGGCGACCAAGGCCUAUCUCGAGGCCGUCGCGGCGCUGCAGCGCUCCGGCUCGCUCGGCGCCAGCGACGCAAGCACGCCGACGGGCCGCGCGCGCUGCAGUCUGCGCGCCUCGCUCUGCGCCGCCAGUCUGCUGCGCAGCGCCGGCGCCGCACCGGCAUCGCUGACGGACGCCCAGCGCCUCACGCUGCGCGACAAUGCCCGCGUGUACGCCCGGCAGGCGCUCGUCGACGCCGGCCUCAAGGGCGCCACGCAGCUCGACGUCAAGAGUGCCCGCAGCGCGGCCGCGACGCACACGCCGCUCGGCGGCUGGGAGGGCAUGCGCUGCACGGCCGAUGCGCUGCUGGCCGCCGUGCGGGCGCUGUGGGCGCGCGCACUGCUGGCGCCGGCGACGCCGCAGCCGCCCGAGGAGAUGCUGGCGCUGCUGGCGACGGCAUGGGCACUGCUGCGCGGCACGCAUGGCGAGGCGUGGCGGGCGGCAUUCGCACUCGACGACGCCGGGCCUCGCCGCAUCACCGACGAGGGCUGGGCUGUGCACGCCGACGAGGGCGCCUUCUGGGCACGCUGGACGUCCGCGGUGACGCGCGCGACGUGGGACGAGGCCGUCGCCGCUGCAAUGUGAUGCUGGGCUGCGAGACCAAGGGUGUGCUGCUAGUGAGGCUGACGUGCUGUGCCCGAGUCUGUGCGGCCUGCUGCGCGCAAGGCAUCUGCUCUUGCUGAAGGGUGUGGCUGCGACAGCGAGCCGCCCGCCAAGAAGAAGCGCAGCUGCCUGCUGUUCCCACGCGUUUCGGCCGCGACGCGCUCCAGCGACGCGCGCGCUGCUCUCUACACG
Molecule: messenger RNA, 1692 nt
Organism: Tilletiopsis washingtonensis
Lineage: Eukaryota; Fungi; Basidiomycota; Exobasidiomycetes; Entylomatales
Exons: 3
Coding region: 187-1482 (431 amino acids)
Source: RefSeq, a predicted model, not a curated record